Messenger RNA from Tachysurus vachellii, 3616 nucleotides. It is a transcript of the gene sh2b1, whose product is annotated as SH2B adaptor protein 1. Gene Ontology annotation, molecular function: transmembrane receptor protein tyrosine kinase adaptor activity. Lineage: Eukaryota; Metazoa; Chordata; Actinopteri; Siluriformes; Bagridae. The coding region runs from base 840 to 3476 and encodes 878 amino acids. Gene Ontology annotation, cellular component: plasma membrane. The record is from RefSeq and is a predicted model, not a curated record. The transcript is spliced from 11 exons. Gene Ontology annotation, biological process: intracellular signal transduction.
CUGAGCCCCUCACACUCUUUCCCACUGUAUCGCGAGAAAUUGACUGGGACAGGAGGCAGAGAAAUAAUCAUAUGCUUAUAACACAUUGAGAGAUCAAAAUACACGUUAUAGAUGCUAUAUGAUUCAUUUUUAGAACGUUAACUAUUUAUUGAUGCAUAACGUUAGAUACGGUGGCUAGUCAAAGUGGAAUGAGAACUAUUACUGAAGGCAACAACACUGGCUUCUUGUCUAAACAACCAGCUAGCUAUGUAGCCGCCGAGCUAGUUAGCUAGCUAGCUAAAUCUGCAACAUAGCCAGUUACGUAGUUUAGUUAGCUUUAGCUAGCUAGCUAGCUAAAGCUACUUCAGAAAGCCUUGGUUAACAUUUUCGACUCCGCUUUAUUUUUUUUUGUCCCCCCGAACAACAAGCUCACAUAAGCACAGCGCAGGUCUCCAGUUACACCCUGACCCGAAAAUGGCCAUGGAUCCACAUGUCUGAUUUCUUGGAGAAGCCUGCUUAGCUCUGAUUCUCACUGAACUCUAGCUCCCCAUCAUUCUUUUGAUGUAUUCUAAAGUCACUCAGUAUGCAGAUUCUUACAUAUGGAUUUAAGUUAGCACUCCCUUUUUUUAUGCAGAGUGCGCAACCCUUUCUAAAGCGGCACAGUUGUUUCUUAAAUGGGGACAGACUGUCAUCGCACUUUUUUUGGUCCAUUACUUUUCCACGGCCUGUGUAAAGCUUCACCCCAUGAACAGAGCGUGCCUUCUCUUGACCCCAUUAGCUUCUGACAAUCGCUUGAUCCUCGAUCAGAAGGCUUUAGUGAUUAGUCUGUAAAUCACAGAAAAUAAGUCACUUCUAUAGUUAUGAACGGCUCCUUAUUACCCCCGCCCAGCCCACGGGCUGCAACAAACUCAUCCACUCUUCCUCCAUCCCCUUCUCCCUCGCCUUCUCCUCCAUCUCCCUCAUUGCUUCCACUUUCUGUGCGUCCCCCACCUUUACCCCCUCCAGCUUCUGGCCAGCCACUGUCUUCUCUGUCUGACACACCAACCCCCUCACCUUCUCCUUGCCUCAGCUGGACAGAGUUCUGUGAGUUUCAUGCCCGGGUAGCUGCUGGCGAUUUUGCCCGUCACUUCAGGGCCUUUCUCCUGGAGAAUCCACAUUAUUCUCCUGAUUCUGCUGCUGCUUUCUGCCGCCGUUUCACUGACCGAUUUGUUCAGCAUUUUGAGAGCGAACUUGAGGGAAGCGGUGCAGUGAGGGAGGGUACAGGGAUUUGGGUCAUUCAGUCUGAUGGCACAUCACUGGAGGAAGAUGCGACCUCUCCACCACUUCUGCCACCUGAUGCUGUUGCAACCUGCCUGCCCACACACAUCAGGGCUCCACCCAAGCCACUUUCAUCUCGGCAGGAAUCAGACACUCGAUGUGCAGACAGAUUUCAGAUUCCCAAUGUUUUCCAGGACUCAUAUGCUCAUGCACAAAUUUUGCCACCUUCUUCUUCUUCGUCUUGUUCAUCUUCAAUGGGUGGGAACAAUGGUCGAAGGGAAGAUAGGGCGUUGACGGUUAAAAAGUAUCCUGGCCACUUGCCUGAUAAUGAAGACCUGGAAGAAGAGGAGGACAGUUGGGUCGGGCCAGUGACAGGAGAGGAGGCGGAGUCAGAUGAGCUAGUGGGGAAGGAUUGUGAGGCAGAGGGUAACACUCUCACAGACAGACCUGACAGCAGCCUGACGACACCACUAAGCCCUGCUGCUGGUGGACCACUAAACUCUGGGUCAAAGGGCAUCAUCCCAGGUGCAGGUGGUCACUCCAAAAACAAGUUAAAGAAACGCUUCUCCCUGCGCAAUGUUGGCCGCAGUGUGCGGGGUAGUGUGAGAGGUAUCCUGCACUGGCGGAGCUCCUCUAGUGAAUCACCUCAAAGUUGUGGCUCGGCUAAUGCCACGCCACUGCCCUCCAGUUACAGUUACACUAUGGGCCUGCAGGAUGCGAAGAGGAAUGCUCAAGGUGCUCCAUCCUCGCUUCCUGUCUCACUUUCCCUGCCCCUUUCACUCCCUCACUCAUCGUCCUCAUCCCUGCCACCGUCAUCCUCCAGCAGCGCCACGUCUCUCUCCCUCUCUGAAGCUCGUGAUCGGAGGAGGAGUAAUGGAGAAGGUGAGAAAGAGAAGUGGACUCACAGGCUGGAGAAGCUGCGACUGUCCCGCUCUCCACCACCAACCCUACAAGCACCUGUUGGACCCACGUCAUCCUUGUUGCCCUCUGCCCUACCAUCUAGGAAGACAGGUAGACUUGUACGAGAGGGAGGAGUGAACGUCAGCUCCUCUGCAGAUGAAUUUGCUGGCUCUCUCGGCUUUCCGGGCUUCUCUUUUGGUUUGCUCCACCAUGGCAUGGACAGUAACAAUGCAGUCUCUGGCUCCAGUGCAGAGCAGACAGGUGGAAUGCCUCCUCCGGUCGCAGUGGGGGCGAUAACUGGACGGGGCACACGCUGGCACAAGUGUCGACUGGUUCUGAAAGAGCGAGACAAGGAAGGAGGCGAGAGAGGAGAGGAGUACUUCCUAGAGUUUUACAUCCCUCCAAAGGCUUCGAAGCCCAGACUAACUAUCCCAUGCUGCUGCAUCUUAGAGGUCAGGAGCACCACAGCUCUUGAAGUGCCAGACAAAGAAAACACUUUUCUUAUGCAGUUGGAAGGACAGGUCCAGUAUGUCAUUGAGACCAGAGAUGCUGUUCAGAUGAGAGCUUGGCUGAGUGACAUUAGAAACAGCAUCUGUCUCAGUGAGCAAGAGGAUAUCGAGGGUGUGUGUGGUGGAACACAGACGGACCUCAGCAGCACACCAGAAUUCAGCGACCGUCUGUCUCAAGUUUGUUAUGGUGGGGUGGGUGGUUCUCCACUGCUGGAGCAACUUCCUCCUGAAUUGCCACCCCGCGCCCCUCUAGAUGAACCUGAUGGUCGACUGCUUGGCGGAGGUGGAGCUAGUCUUGGCAUGCCAUUCCCAGAGACGCCUGAUGCCACAGGGUCCUUCCUGUUCUCAGAGGGCUCAGCAUCAGAGACAGUGGAACACCCAUUAAGUGAGUGUCAAUGGUUCCACGGUACCUUGUCACGGCUCAAGGCAGCCCAGCUGGUGCUGGCAGGCGGCAUGGCAAGUCAUGGUGUCUUCCUCGUACGCCAGAGUGAGACACGGCGUGGGGAGUACGUACUCACCUUCAACUUCCAGGGCAAAGCGAAACACCUGCGCCUUUCUUUAAACGAAGAUGGCCAGUGUCGUGUGCAGCAUCUCUGGUUUCAGUCUAUCUUUGACAUGCUGGAGCACUUCCGGGUGCACCCUAUUCCCCUGGAGUCUGGGGGAGCUUCAGACGUCACCCUCAUCAGCUUUGUUGGUGCCACGGCUGCCCGGCAAUCAGGCCGGGACAGGGCAGGCAGCCGGCCCACAGUCUGUGAUGUCAUCACCACGCGCCACCCUGACUCUCCAUCAACCCCCAUCUCUGACUGUGUACUUGACCAACAGACCCCGUAGUCCCCCUCAGCCCCCGCCUCCCCCCCUCCCGCCAGGGCGCCCUCCACCACCCACACCACCGCAGGAGCGUGUAACCGAUGCGGAGGCCAUAGGAGGAGGAGCAGCCAGCGGGCCUGAGGAAUGUGAGGAACGUGAAAGGG